AUGGCGGAGACCGACGCUAGCGCCAGGACAAGCGAGCCCGCGCAAGCGACAGCGCCGGUCAUGGCUACGGAAACGGCGGCUGGGACCGUGCCGACGCCGAUGGCGGAGGAGGGGGCGGUGCCUACACCUGGUCUCGAUUAUAAGAGGAAGCUUGGCGGGAAAGAAGGGGAGGAGGCGAUGCUGCCGAUGGACGCGGAGCAGGGUCGGGCGGGGGUGGGAGGAGAAGGGGAGGAGGAGACGGCGGAGACAGGGUCCAGGCGGCCGCACGGGGACGGCGAGGGCAACGGGUCAGGUAUUACUCAAACUGAAGUGCAUGAACCUGAAACAUCAGAAGUGGUGAACGGGGAGGUUCCUGUCGAUGAAAGCAUGCUGUGCAGCUCUGAGGUAGAUGGUCCAAAAGAAUGUUCAGAACUUCCUCAAGAAGAUGAUGUGCCCUCACCAGAACAGCAGAGUGAUGAGGCGCUUACCCAAGAAGUGACGCGAAAAACUGAAAUUCCUCAAAGCAAGGUUGAUGUAGGUGAUUCAUCUACACUCGCUGCUAGAAGUUUUGGGACUCCACAAUCUGGUGCUGAGCAAGUGGACAUCCAUGUCCCAAAUGACAAGGCUGAGUUGGUCAUUGGGGAGGGAGGUGAGACCAUUAAGGCUCUAAAAACUAAGUCCGGGGCUGACACUCAGUUAAUCCCGGGACAUCUCCCUGAAGGUGAUCUUUGCACAGAAAGAAAAAUACGACUUACUGGGAAUUGGAAUCAAAUAGAGAUUGCAAGAACAAUGGUCCUGGAACUCAUCAGUCAGUUUCCAAGAUCCAGUUCACAGAUGGGUGGGCACAAGCCUGGUAGAGCGCCUCAAUGGGGUUCUAACAAUGGUCAUGACUACCCGGGAGGUAUGUAUUAUCAGAACCCACAGUACCUUCUUGAUGGUGUAUAUUCUGAGCAGACUGCAUCAAGAGGUGGCAUGGAUACUGGCUGGAACCAAAUGUCAGGCGGCGGUACAGGUCAGGCACCUUAUCAGGGUGGUUGUUAUGACUAUUAUGCCUCUUACAACACAUACUCAGCUAGAGGUCCUCCCAGUGGCGUUCAAGCUCCAAUGUAUGACUCAGUUAGAGGUCCUACUGGUGCUCAAGCUCCAAUACACUACGGCAACUGGAGCCCGCAAGCACCUGUUGGUUAUACUAGCAGUUACCGACACUCUGCCCCGGGCCAACUUACAUGUGCGCAAGGGUAUAAUGGGCAGUUCCAUGGGCAGCAGUCAGUGAAUUCUCAGACAGCAUACCAGUCUUACCCUCCACAGCAAGAUCCCUACGGAAAGUCUGCUUUUGGUGGAGCUCAGCAAGGCAAUGGCAUUCCUAUGCCAGGCACAAACUACCGAGGACCAACUCCAGCCCAGCAGCCAUAUGCAUUAUAG
Molecule: messenger RNA, 1401 nt
Organism: Aegilops tauschii subsp. strangulata
Lineage: Eukaryota; Viridiplantae; Streptophyta; Magnoliopsida; Poales; Poaceae
Molecular function (GO): RNA binding
Source: RefSeq, a predicted model, not a curated record